Messenger RNA from Dibothriocephalus latus, 372 nucleotides. The record is from the annotation of a GenBank genome assembly. Lineage: Eukaryota; Metazoa; Platyhelminthes; Cestoda; Diphyllobothriidea; Diphyllobothriidae.
AUGGAUACCGAGAAAGGCCUUUCAGGUUGUCUACCGGAAAUCAACUUACUUUUUCAGGGGCCUACACCAACGGCUGCUUGCAACAGCCGAAAGAGUGGAUAUACGGCUAGCGAAUCCAGUGCUGUGUUGUCAGUAGACGCCGACACAGGCACUUUCACUUCCGUGACCGACCCUGAAGCCAGGUGGCGAUCGCACAUCACCCCACGCCCCAGUGACAGUCGUCCGCUCCGUGAAAAUGUCAGUGAUUAUCACUCCAUGUACCUGACCCCUGCUUACUGCACACAGCCUUAUCAAAUUUCCUCCCCUCCCUCACCCGUCCCCGAGCACAAGCGGAUCUCGCCAUGCGGGUGGCGUGAGUACGAUGAGGUGUAA